AUGGCGAUAGAGAAACAAAAGUACUCUCGUUCGGAUGACGAAUUCUGUUCUCUCGUUUUCCAGACAUUCAUAUCUUCUACAGAUGCAAUCAUCACCAUCGACAAAGAGGAGGAUGAAACCCUAGAGUCGAAGAAAAAGAAGUCAAACAACCUCGUUUCUAACUCGUUGGUGCCUUCUACUUGUACAGUCAUCAUCAUUGACGACGAUGAUGAAGAGGAAACCCUAGAUUCUAAGAAGAAUAAGAAGAGAAAAAACCUCAAUUCUAACUCGUUGGUACCUUCGACUAAUUCAGUCAUCAACGACGAAAAAGAUACCCUAGAGCCUAAACAGAAGAAGCCGAGAUUAGGGUGUUGGUGGGACGAGGUUGAUGCCUUCGACGAAUUAAGUUGCGUGGUCAAGGGGUUACCAAAGUCGAAGAAUGAUGCUGCAUCAGUUGUGGAUUCACGGUUUUCUUUAACCAAUCUUCCGGAGACAAAGCCGAAGGAGGGUUACAGUGAUAGUGUUACUGGUGACAACAAGGGAAUUCAAGAUCGUUCAGGAUAUAGCCACAUGUCGCUUGAGGAUUCAGGUAUCUCGGUGGAAGAUCCAAGUCUUGGCGGCUACGUCAGUGACAUCAUAUCUCCUAUUGAUUCCUGUUUUUCUUCUUCUUCUUCUCGUCUUCAAGAGACAGAGGCAAAUACAAACAAGAAUGACGAGAGAUCAUUAUCAUCAUCAAAUCAUCAUGGUAAUAACUUCAUUCGUUUUAGAGAGGACGAGAUUGUCGGCGAGAGUAGUACCAAUAUCAGUAAUAAGGGCCAUCGACAUCUCUCGCUUGAGGAGUUGGGUGUUUCAGUUGAAGAUCUCAAGAGUAUGCCAUGGGAAGCCUUUGAUCCGACAUGGGAGAUUAGGUCAGAGACCAUGGAUCCAUGGCUUGGUGGCUACAUCCAGGACAUGUUCUCUGCUCAUUAA
Messenger RNA from Eruca vesicaria subsp. sativa (arugula), 948 nucleotides. Lineage: Eukaryota; Viridiplantae; Streptophyta; Magnoliopsida; Brassicales; Brassicaceae. The record is from the annotation of a GenBank genome assembly.